AUGCCGAAGGUCAUCGAUAUCCGCUUCGAGUAUCAUGAAGCAAGGGAUAUUGGUAUAGGAGAAGAUUGCCCUCGGAUCUCGUGGAGUUACUCAGGAGAAGAUCAGAACUGGAUGCAACAGUCUUACGCCAUUGAGAUCUCGCGCGAUGGGGCCACGCAAACGUUUGACUUUCACUCAAACCAAUGUCUCUUUGUUCCAUGGCCUACAACGCCCUUGUUGUCAAUGGAAAUUGCCCUGAUUCGGGUUCGCGCUUCAGAUGAGAAGGGUAACUUGACAGAAUGGUCCGACAUAGCAAGAGUUGAAACUGGCCUACUUCAUCAGGAUGACUGGAAGUGCCAUAUCAUUGAAGCUGAGACCGCAGAGCGGAUGGAGAAUUAUCAUCGGCCGAUAGUAUUCAAGCGAGAAUUCUCUCUUCAGAAACCCAUCCGUCGGGCUCGUGUUUAUGUUACUGCUCACGGCAUUUAUACCGCUAAGCUGAAUGGAAGCUCCGUUGGUGACCACGUGCUGUCGCCGGGGUGGACCAACUACACCAACCGGCUCACAUAUCAAACAUUCGAUGUUUCCUCUCUUGUGGAUCACGGCCUCAAUACGUUUCAUAUCACCGUUGCCCCAGGGUGGUACUGUGGGCGCCUUGGCUGGGGUGCUGGGAAGACGAAUAUAUACGGCUCUGCCCUUGGACUCGUUGCUCUCCUUCGAAUUGAGUACGAGGAAGGGGACUCUAUUACGAUGGGAACAGACAGCGAAUGGCAAUGGGGAUAUGGACCAACUAUUUCUGCAGAGCUAUAUGAUGGUGAAGUCUUCGACGCAAACCAGUCAUUGUCUCAGGACACAGAGUGGGGGAGAGUGGCUUGCAGACCAAUAACCGAUCGUCUUGAAUCCCCGGAUGGUCCACCAAUAAGGCGCACCCAAGAGAUCCAACCUAUUGCGAUUCUGAAGAGUCCUUCCGGCCAAUCUAUCAUUGACAUGGGGCAAAACAUGGUGGGCUGGCUUCGAAUCAAGGUCUCUGGAGGUACCACAGGACAUCAAAUCCAGCUCCAAUUCGCUGAAGUACUUGAAGAUGGAGAAUGCGCCACCCAUACCUUGCGGAAUGCGAAGGCCCGAGAUAGUGUAAUCCUGGAUGGCCAUGGCACUCUCGAAUGGGAGCCAGAUUUCACGUAUCAUGGCUUCCGAUAUGUGGGAGUGGAUAACUGGCCAGGUGCCCUGAGCACAGAUUCCGUGAAGGCCAUUGUGAUCCAUACAGACAUGAAGAAAACAGGCUCAUUCUCAUGCUCGAAUCCUCUGCUCAACAAACUUCAUGAGAAUAUCUCCUGGUCAAUGCGAGGGAACUUCGUCGGGAUACCAACCGACUGUCCGCAGCGAGACGAACGACUUGGUUGGACCGGUGACAUCAAUGUCUUUGCUGAUGCGGGGAACUAUCUCUACCGUACUGGAGGGAUUCUGAAGACUUGGCUUGAUGACCUCAAGUAUGAACAGAAGGAGGCUGGAGGGAUUGUACCGCUGGUAGUUCCAAAUGUGAUUGAUGGCUUCAAUCAAGAUGCACAUGCGAUCUGGGGAGACGUUUCCGUGAUGCUCCCUUGGUCCUUGUAUCGAGCGACCGGUGAUUCACAGGUGCUAUCUCGACAAUAUUCAAGUAUGAAGGACUGGUUGGAUGUCAUCCCACGUCGUGAAAAUCUGCUGUGGAAUUAUAUCUCCGACUGGAAACUUGGAGACUGGCUCGAUCCUGCUGCUCCUCCUGAUGACUGCGGAAAAGCAACCACCAAUCCAACCUUUGUUUCAGACGCGUUCCUCGCUCAUGUAACCACAUUGAUGAAGAACAUCAGUGGCAUAUUAGGGGAGAAGGCAGAUGCCCAGACAUACACAGUGGCAUCCGAGAAGAUUCGAUCCGCUUUCAGUCACGAAUACAUCACCCCAGCUGGCCUUGUGGCUAAUUGCACUCAAACCGCGUUAGCACUUGCGAUUCAGUUCAACCUGAUUCCGUCCGAAAGGCAAGAACUACACGCUGCUCGCUACCUGUCUAGUAUUAUACUGGAAAGUAGCCGAUACAAAAUUGGUACAGGAUUCGCUGGUACCCCAUAUAUUGGCCAUGCUUUGUCCAAAGUUGGACUAACUGAUGUAUUCUACCGUAUGCUCCUGUCCCGGAUGAAUCCAAGCUGGCUAUAUCCGGUGACCAUGGGAGCUACUACUGUGUGGGAACGUUGGGAUAGUAUGUUGCCCAAUGGCUUAAUCAAUCCAGGGGACAUGACCAGCUUCAAUCACUAUGCCUUGGGAGCUGUCGCAAGCUGGAUGCACAGUGUUAUUAUCGGAUUGCGCAUUGAGGAAGCCGGCUGGAAGACCAUCAAAAUCGAACCUAUUCCUGGAGGCGGUUUGAAAUGGGCGGACGGCCAAUACCUAAGUGGAUAUGGAAUGUAUAGAGUGAGAUGGAAGAUUAUGCAAGAUUCAGAAUCGCAGGAUGAGAGUAUUUGUCUUGAGGUUCGAAUUCCUCCUAACACCACGGCGGACGUCAAGUUGCCAGGAUCAGGCGAAGUGAAACAGGUUGGAUCAGGAUCGCAUAGCUGGAAAGUUCCAUACCAGUCGACACAAUGGCCACCAGAGCCAUUGGUCUUACCAUUCGGCCAACGAGAAACAUUUCCCACCGAUGAGUCCCUUCCGUGUCCUUGGGAUAGAAAUAUUGAAUAG
This is a messenger RNA of Penicillium expansum, 2676 nucleotides long. RefSeq names its product Bacterial alpha-L-rhamnosidase. The record is from RefSeq and is a predicted model, not a curated record. Gene Ontology annotation, biological process: carbohydrate metabolic process. The coding region runs from base 1 to 2676 and encodes 891 amino acids. NCBI's taxonomy places the organism in Eukaryota, Fungi, Ascomycota, Eurotiomycetes, Eurotiales, Aspergillaceae. The transcript has a single exon.